AUGCGUACUCGACUUAGAGGCCCUGGAGGCACAUCUACUCUCACUCUUCCAGACGAUGCCACAGUUGGUGACUUACUCAUCCUAAUUACCGAAAAGACGUCUGUUGCCAAGUUCGAGAUCAAAUAUGGCUAUCCACCUCAACCACUGCUGCUGGAGCAGUACGAGAAAUCGCAAGCUCUGAGCCAGCUAGGCGUGAAGCUGGAUGGAGAACAGCUCAUAAUUAGCCCGAAAGAUGACCCAUCCACGAAGCAAGCAAGCCAGCCUGUCGCUGGUGAAACAGCGAACAAAGGGCAGGAGAAGAGCAGCAAGCUGCCCGCAGAAAGCAGCAGCUUCUCUUUCACCAACGUGCCUGGGUUCGAGCAACCUAAAGAAAGCAAGCAAGAGAGACCCGUUGCGCUUCAGAGAGCCAGAACCAUGGAAGGAGACGUCCCAGAACUACCACUGCCAGAAAGAGGGGCCACACUCGUCCUACGAGUAAUGCCCGACGAUAACUCCUGCCUCUUCCGCGCAUUCGGAACCGCCGUUCUCCCCGGCGACGACAAAUCCAUGCCCGAACUACGCUCCCUCGUCGCAAGCUCCAUCCAAGCCUCGCCCGACAUCUACACAAAAGUCGUCCUCGAGCAAUCGCCCGACGAAUACUGCCGGUGGAUCCAAACGCCCGAUGCCUGGGGCGGCGCCAUCGAGAUGGGCAUCCUGUCCAAGCACUUCGAGGUCGAGAUCUGCAGCAUCGACGUACAGUCUCUGCGUAUUGAUAAAUUCAACGAAGGAGCUAGCACGCGCUGCAUAUUGGUCUAUUCCGGCAUACAUUACGAUACCAUUGUGCAAAGUCCCUCUGAGCCACCUCAUACGAAAGCCAACAACCCUCCGGAUUUCGAUAAGCGGAUUUGGGAUGACGACGAUGAUGAGAUAUUAAUAUUGGCGCAGGAGUUGUGUAAGAAGCUGCAAGAUAGGCAUUAUUUCACCGAUACGGGGGGCAUGGCUAUUAAAUGUAAUGUGUGUGGGGUCGUGGUGUAUGGGGAAGGACAAGCUGGUGGUCAUGCUACGCAGACGGGGCAUUAUGAUAUGGCUGAAGUUGUUACGUGA
This is a messenger RNA of Lachnellula hyalina, 1083 nucleotides long. RefSeq names its product putative ubiquitin thioesterase (gene otu1). The transcript has 2 exons. NCBI's taxonomy places the organism in Eukaryota, Fungi, Ascomycota, Leotiomycetes, Helotiales, Lachnaceae. Gene Ontology annotation, cellular component: nucleus; cytosol. Gene Ontology annotation, biological process: protein deubiquitination; endoplasmic reticulum unfolded protein response. The record is from RefSeq and is a predicted model, not a curated record. The coding region runs from base 1 to 1083 and encodes 360 amino acids. Gene Ontology annotation, molecular function: cysteine-type deubiquitinase activity.